This is a messenger RNA of Trypanosoma rangeli, 1701 nucleotides long. RefSeq names its product RabGAP/TBC domain-containing protein. NCBI's taxonomy places the organism in Eukaryota, Euglenozoa, Kinetoplastea, Trypanosomatida, Trypanosomatidae. The transcript has a single exon. The record is from RefSeq and is a predicted model, not a curated record. The coding region runs from base 1 to 1701 and encodes 566 amino acids.
AUGGUUUGUGGGGGGCCGUUGAGCACCAGGGAGGGACUGAACGUGGCCUCCGGUCGCAUGGUGAGUGAUGAUGUGCCAGUCAAAGACAUUGUAGAGGCACGACAACACAUGCGUCUCAUUCAGCAAUUUAAGAAGGCACAACGGCAACGCUACGUGAAGGAGGCGGAAGCGAUACGGCGGCAGCGGAGGCAGCGGAGCUCCGCAGCAGCGUAUUGGGAAACCGCACUUGGCAACUUUGCCAAUGCCAAUCGAAGUAAGUUGUGUUUGCUCGUGCUAGGGUGUGGGACGCCGCCACAUCUGCGGCCGCCAACAUGGGUGAUGGCCCUUGGCAACACACUGAACAUAACGAGGGUGAACUUUGAGGUGGCGCAACGAAAAGCGCAGGACUUUAUCAAGGAGGAGAGAGAGUCGGAGGGCGCACAAGCUGCGUUGAAUGGAUUUGCCGCUGCAUCUGUCCGUCUCCGUACCGUGGGGCCAGACUUUUCCUACUGCACCUCCCUCGCUGCGGGUGUCAGUAUUCCUCUCGGGGAGUGGCGGUUAAGGCUUACCGAGGAGCUGGACGCGGAGCUGCCGCGCCCCUUGCGGACGGCGCAGGAUACGGUCAGCAUUUUCCACGCGACGUUUCCCAUCGUGAGAGCAACGACCGCAGUGAAUCAGGAGAAUAAGCUACACCGCGAUGAUAAAAACUCACAGGGUAACUCGACUGGAGGCACCAAACCACCACUACCGAUUUCAGAGUGCCGGGCCAUGGCGUUCUUGGGGGUGAUAAACACGGAAGGAGUGGAGAUUGCCGCGGAUAGGGCGGCAGGAGGCACUACUACUGUUGCGUGCGACAGUGGUGGUACUGGUGAAGAGGAGGAAAAGGGAGAUCCAAGGGCGGCGGUUAGUCGAAGCCCAUCAUUUUCAAACGGAGGCCCCUGCUUGCGGAAGCGCACACACAUCGGCGCAGAACCUGCGGUAGGUUUCUCCUGUUCUUUGGUUACCCCAAAUAUGAUGGCUUCUAUACAAACAGGGGACGAUAAUGAAAAGGAUCUAUCUUUAUCUUCCAUGCUGAAUGAAAACGUUUUAAGAAGGGUGGAGCUGCUGCUUCGAACACACAUGGAGCUUCGCUCGGAGUUUGGUUAUGUAAAGGGCAUGUCUUGCCUGGCGAUGAUGCUCGCUGUUGUUGUCACGGAUCCGUGGGAGUUGUGUGUCUGCUUUUCUAGUUUAUUGGAGUAUGGCCACUUGGCAUCGUUUCUCUCACUGCAGCAAAAAAGUGUUAUUGUCCACCUUAACAUAUUCGAUGCCGUCCUACAAAAGUCGCAACCGGCAUUGCACGCGCUGUUUCAGAAAUACGGAGUGCCGCUGAAUUCAUGCCUCUUAGACUGGUGGAACACAGUUUUUCUAGGAACUUUGCCGUACACGGCCGCCUUGCGCUCUUGGGAUCUUUUCCUCUUGGACAAGCACUACCUCUACCGCAUCACCCUCGCCCUCUUGGUCUAUCGGUUUGGUCUCUACAGCAAGACUGCACGGAAGUCUCUCCCACACUCGUACCACUCGCAAGAAGAGCUGUUGCAGGUCUUAAAUCCAUCUCUUUCAGAGACCCAUAUGAGUCAACAACUUUUCUUUUGCAUUAUAGCGAGUGAUGCGUUAUGUGGCAUUCACAUGCGCUCUAUUCGCUCCAUUGUGAAACGUAUGACAAAUGCUUGUUUCUCGCAUUAA